AUGUCGAACCCGAACGUUUACCUCUUGGCUGCCGACAAUGACCCCGCGUUGUUGCCCCUCCUUCGAGAAAAGCCUGCCCUGGCCGCCUCACAAGAUGAACACGGCUACUCCCUUGUCCACGCUGCUGCCAGCUACAAUCACCUCAACCUCCUCCGAGCGCUUAUUCGCGAAUUCAACGUGGACGUCGAUCUAAAAGAUGAGGACAGUGAAACCGCACUGUUCGUCGUUGAGACUGUGGCUGCCGCCAAGAUUCUUGUCGACGCUGGCGCAAACGUGAACCACAGGGGCUCUGAAGGUUUCACAGCCAGAGAAAAAAUCGAGACCGAGGGAGAUUUUCCUAUCGUUGCCGAGUACCUGUCUAGAAUUGAGGCAAAGCAAGCCAACGACACUGCAUCAACCGCGGCCGCCGUCUUGCCCGAAGCUAUUCCCCCGCCUCCGGAAGGCAUGAAGGUAACCGUUGGCACGAUGGACAAGAGCCAGGACAUUCCCGAAGAUGUUGAUCCCGAAUUCCGGAGACGGAUCGAAGAGUUGGCCGGACGCGACGACUUCAACACCCCUCAGGGCCAGGCCGAGUUGCGAAAACUGGUCGAAGACGCUAUCCUGGGAGAGGGCAUUGGCGACGAGCGAAACGUGCGAUCGAAGCAAGGCUAGAUGCUCAUUCAUGGGAUUUUGUUUCCCACAUGAUGUAAUUUCCAGCUGCGACAGACGGCCGAAGAAUGGUGAGAUCAUCACUGUUACCAGCGACACUCUUUGAGAAGCGCGUGGCGCUGAGGGAGAACCACAUUUCCGAAGGGCACACGGCCAAGACGUCCAUAAGCAAACCAUGAAGCCACUGUGCCGAAAUGAAUCCUUGCCAGCUCAACUUGCAGACCUUGCGGUUGCUGUGGGUGUCUCCCGGUACGCUGUAUCGCGACAGAUAGGAGUCAAUGCUAUCUUGGGGUUCAAUUCGUGGGCUUGCCAGACGAACUAGCGACAACCAUUCGUAGCACUCUGUUGCGAAGUGCUCGAGGCCCUCGCGGUCGAUGUUGGCAAGGAUUUCAGGGUCUACGUCCAGUCUUGGUUGAACUACGGCAGACUCUCGACUAAUGCCUGGCGACGAGGUGUAGCCUGUAGGAAAGAACUGCUGUAAUGGAUCUGGGUUUGGCGCUAUGAAACGCGAGGUUAAUGUGGGAUUAUAUUUGGGG
This is a messenger RNA of Fusarium vanettenii 77-13-4, 1184 nucleotides long. RefSeq lists its product as uncharacterized. The record is from RefSeq and is a predicted model, not a curated record. Gene Ontology annotation, molecular function: protein binding. Gene Ontology annotation, cellular component: cytoplasm; nucleus. Lineage: Eukaryota; Fungi; Ascomycota; Sordariomycetes; Hypocreales; Nectriaceae. Bases 1 to 651 code for a protein of 216 amino acids. The transcript has a single exon.